Messenger RNA from Phytophthora nicotianae INRA-310, 333 nucleotides. RefSeq lists its product as hypothetical. Lineage: Eukaryota; Oomycota; Peronosporomycetes; Peronosporales; Peronosporaceae. Bases 1 to 333 code for a protein of 110 amino acids. The transcript has 3 exons. The record is from RefSeq and is a predicted model, not a curated record.
AUGCGGCAUGAUCUGGAGAAAUCCGCUUCGAUCCAGCCAUCAGCCGAGGCCUACGCUGCCGAUCAACCAAUACCCGGUGCUGAGGACAGCUUGACGAUGAAGAUCAACAAGGGAGAGCAGAGGAGCAAGAUCCUGCCCUUCCGAAGUGUGCACAAGUCGGAUCCAGCAAUCUCGCAGAUUUUGCGGAUCCCGCUACACCGCAAUGGUGCGCGUGCCGGACCUUCUGCUUACUCCAGAUAUCACCGCGAGAAAAAAGAAGAGGUUCAAAUGAAGAUUGAACCGGGGGAAUCAAACGUUGACGGACAUCGGAUCGAUGUCAACGCCGCUGAUUGA